Camelina sativa (false flax) is the source of this 1107-nucleotide messenger RNA. The record is from RefSeq and is a predicted model, not a curated record. NCBI's taxonomy places the organism in Eukaryota, Viridiplantae, Streptophyta, Magnoliopsida, Brassicales, Brassicaceae.
UUACUUCGCCUUUUUCUUUAGUGAUGCAGAACUACAAGAAUGUACCGCAGUACUUUUACGGGCUUAAUCCAGCUCAAAUGGAUAUGUUCAUGACGGAGGAUAGCCCUGUCCGUCAGCAAGCAGAAAAAGUUACAGAGGAAAGCAUCUCGUCUAGAAGAAAUUAUUUGGACAAUGGAGGGAUAUGGAGUAUGUCCGGUAUGAAUGCAGCAGAUCCUAGAAGAUAUAGUAUGAGUGUCCAGAUGUACAGAGGUGGAGGUGGCGGAGGAGGAUCUGCAAGACCAAGAACUGCUCCUCCAGAUUUGCCUUCUUUGCUAUUGGAUGCUAGGAUAUGCUACCUUGGGAUGCCAAUCGUACCUGCUGUUACUGAGUUACUCGUUGCUCAAUUUAUGUGGCUAGACUAUGAUAACCCAGCAAAGCCCAUCUACCUAUACAUAAAUUCACCUGGGACACAGAAUGAGAAGAUGGAAACUGUUGGAUCAGAAACAGAGGCUUAUGCAAUAGCUGAUACUAUCUCUUAUUGCAAAUCAGAUGUAUACACUAUCAAUUGUGGCAUGGCUUUUGGUCAAGCAGCAAUGCUUCUUUCUCUCGGGAAAAAAGGUUACCGUGCUGUACAACCACAUUCAUCAACAAAAUUAUAUCUGCCAAAAGUAAACAGAUCGAGUGGAGCUGCCAUAGAUAUGUGGAUAAAGGCCAAGGAACUUGAUGCAAAUACUGAUUACUACAUCGAGCUAUUAGCUAAGGGAACAGGGAAAUCCAAAGAGCAGAUCAAUGAGGACAUUAAGCGACCAAAAUAUCUCCAAGCACAAGCAGCCAUUGACUAUGGAAUUGCAGACAAGAUAGCUGACUCGCAGGAUAGUUCCUUUGAGAAACGGGAUUACGACGGGACUCUUGCGCAGAGAGCCAUGAGACCUGGAGGAGGCAGCCCAACCGCUCCAGCCGGACUAAGAUGAUCAAUUCCCACCAGAAAAGAAGAGGUUGAUUCUCGAUUUUCCUUGUCACUCUGGGAUAUGUAGCUCUUACAAUCUAUAAGCAAAACACAUGUAGUAGUAACAUACAAAAGUGUUGGCAAAAAGGAAAAAAAAUAACAUUAGUUCUCUUAAGUGGAAA